GUAGAGUUUCAGCAUUUGUUUCCAUGUGGAUGUCAUGUAAUUUAUUUCCUGUGUUGUACGUUGGCAUUAGUCUUGGGAUUUACGUCACUCCCUGGAGGGAGGUGACCUUAUCUGUCUGUGCUCAAUUUGCAAUAGUAACAUGGACUAAAUAACAGGAAAUAUAUAUUGCAACAUGCGCACCACUGCAGGCUACAUCUAAAAUAUCUAGAGGGAUAUUUCAGUACCUUCACAGAAUAGUGUGCGUUGCAGGGGUUUUAUUUUGGAUUGCAUAAUAUUCUAACACCUUCCUGCUAUUUUGUCCACUGCCUACAUGCACAUACUCCUGAAGAACAGGCAGGUUUGACCAUCUUAACCACUUCUUUUAAGGACAUUAAAAAAAACUUAACUUAAAACUUAAAAUACAUUUUGUGGAUGUGCAAACCAACAGUCCUGUUAAUUAUUAUUAAAAAAAUGUAAUUGAAUAACUGUAGCUGUUUCAUGACUAGUUGUCCAUUUCCAUGCCCCAGAAGUGAAAUGACAGGCCUGUCUGUCCAGUUGUGGUAACUGCUGACAUAUUUCAGCUCUUCCUCAUUUAAAUCAAAUGAGUUAGUGAGUGAGUGUUGCUGAUUGAAGGCUGGUUUCCUGAAUGUGUCAUGAUCCGUUUCACUUGCAUCGAGCAACAGCCUGGUACACGGCUGGGCGUUGUAAAGUGACUUAAAGUUUAGUGGAUUCUCCAACGGGGGCUAUUUUAAACUGCUGAGAUGUCAUUACAAUUUAAAGAUGCCUUUUGGGCUCAGGACUUCAUCAGCAAUAUUGGGUAUGAGACUAUUAUUCAUAGACUUAACGAUGGCCGCCGGACAUGUAAAGACAUGGAGGAGCUCUUGAAACUGAGGGCAUCAGCAGAGGAGAAAUAUGGCAAGGACCUGGUUACCAUUGCCCGCAAGGCUGGGGGUCUACAGGAAAUCUGCACUUUGAAAACAUCUUUUGAUGAAAUGAAAACACAAAUCAAGAACAUAGGAAACUUGCACAUUCAGCUCUCUGGACUCUUAAAGGAGGAGGUGAAGAGAAUGGAGCAAUUCAGAGACCGACAGAAAGAACAGAGAAAAAAAUUCGAAGUUAUCAUGGAGAAGGUCCAGAAAACAAAAGUCUCCCUCUACAAGAAAACAAUAGACUCUAAGAAGUCUUACGAGCAGCGCUGCAGGGAGGCAGACGAGGCAGAGCACACGGCUGAGAAGAUGGGCAACGCUCCCACAACCACUCCCAAACAGAUUGAGAAGAUGAACAAUAAAUCUAAACAGUGCAGAGAAGCUGCAGAGGAGGCCGAGAAACAAUACCUGUCAAACAUCGAACAGCUUGACAAGAUCCGUCAAGAAUGGGAAUCAACACACAUCAGCACGUGUGAGAUGUUUCAGCAGCAGGAAGAAGACCGCCUCAGCGUCCUAAGGAAUGCUUUGUGGGUGCACUGUAACCAUUUAUCAAUGCAGUGCGUGAAAGACGAUGAGUGUUACGAGGAUGUGAGGAAAGCUCUGGAAAAUUGUGACAUAAUCACAGACAACAACUCCUUUGUGGAGAUGAAAAAAACUGGCUCAACCCCGCCAGCUCCAAUUGAAUACCAAAGUUACUACAACACAGAUGCUUCUACUGAGAGAAAUGGCAGUGCUGGUUUCAUGGGAGUUAUGAAAAGGUUUUCAAGCCUUCUGCAGGGAAACUGUUCCAGUGGCUCCAAAGUGAACAUCGAUGAGCCUGUUGCACAACCUAUUGCAGAAACAUCAGAAGGAGUUUAUGCAUCCAUUCCUGGAUUGCCAGCGUCCCAGCUGAGCCAAGAGGAGUAUAAGGCGGUGUAUGACUAUGUAGCCCAGGGCGAUGAUGAGCUCUCUAUAUCCGCUGGAGACAUUGUGGUUGUCAUAGAACAAGGGGAGGACGGCUGGUGGAUGGUGCAAAGAAAUGGCCUUUCAGGAUUGGUUCCUGGCUCUUACCUUGCCAAAGACUGAGUUCACCCAACAGUCAUAGGUGCCCCCUGUAAUAAGAAGCUCAUAAGCAGGAUCUCUGCUUCUGCGGCACAGCACGACACAUGCACACAGCAUCCCCAGCAUCUAGGAGAGAGAGACAAGCACCUCAUCAAUGUUUCGAAAUGUUUUGGGACU
Toxotes jaculatrix (banded archerfish) is the source of this 2123-nucleotide messenger RNA. It is a transcript of the gene pstpip1a, whose product is annotated as proline-serine-threonine phosphatase interacting protein 1a. Gene Ontology annotation, cellular component: plasma membrane; cytoplasm; actin filament. The transcript has 16 exons. The record is from RefSeq and is a predicted model, not a curated record. Gene Ontology annotation, molecular function: actin filament binding. Bases 741 to 1970 code for a protein of 409 amino acids. Lineage: Eukaryota; Metazoa; Chordata; Actinopteri; Toxotidae. Gene Ontology annotation, biological process: actin filament polymerization.